AACAUCUCCAUGAUCUUGCAAGGCGUUGUUGAGGCUGGCUUCUGUGACAAUGCUAUUAAAUAUUCUGCUGAACAAAUGGCCAACACUGUCAUUGUGGGUCUGCAGGGAAGUUUAACCAAUGAAGUCUGCAAUGGCACUAAAGGUGUCCACAUCUUGCAUGAACAGGGGACUGUGUCCAUUGAACAGCAGAAGGUAUGGGAGAUAAUAAGACUAAUGAAGUUUCAAAACAUUAAAUUUGUUGUUAAAAAAAAAAGGUUAAGAUACAAAUUUAGGUUUCAAUUUUUAAUAAUCACGAAACGUGACUAAAUGACAAAUGAUUUUAAUCUGUUUUAAAAACUUUGAUUACACUUGUUAUGACUGCAAGUUUGAUAUAUCCUCAUGAAUUAUGAUACUGUUCUAUUCUUCUUGUCAAAAUGCUUUGUUUCAGAAUCAAAUAUUGGUUUACAUGCCACUCACUUUGAUUAGCUUAAAUGGCAGCAAGGUUGACUGUGAGAAAUGUGCUGAACAGGUGUUCCUUCAUUUAGGCUCUGCUCUGCCGCAGCCCAGCAACUCCAUGGCCAAAAACAUCUCUGAUCAUUGCAGAUCUGAAGUUAGCAACCCAGGGG
Molecule: messenger RNA, 605 nt
Organism: Lymnaea stagnalis (great pond snail)
Lineage: Eukaryota; Metazoa; Mollusca; Gastropoda; Lymnaeidae
Source: the annotation of a GenBank genome assembly